Ceratosolen solmsi marchali is the source of this 887-nucleotide messenger RNA. It is a transcript of the gene sra, whose product is annotated as RRM_RCAN_like domain containing protein Sra. Lineage: Eukaryota; Metazoa; Arthropoda; Insecta; Hymenoptera; Agaonidae. Gene Ontology annotation, biological process: calcium-mediated signaling. The transcript is spliced from 4 exons. Gene Ontology annotation, cellular component: nucleus; cytoplasm. The record is from RefSeq and is a predicted model, not a curated record. Gene Ontology annotation, molecular function: calcium-dependent protein serine/threonine phosphatase regulator activity; nucleic acid binding. The coding region runs from base 44 to 775 and encodes 243 amino acids.
AUCAAUUAUAUAAAAAAUAAGCAUAAACAUAAAAAAUAUAAAAAUGGAAGAAAAAAGAAGUAAAAAUGCAGGUGAAGACGAGGAGUCUGAAGAAUCAGAAAAUAUUAUUAUUAAUGAAGUAGAUGGGUUGCCAAAUCUUCAUCCAAAUUUUGAACAAUUGAAUUUAAAUUGUUUGAAGGACCAUAGUCAUGAAAAUACAACAUCUAGAAGCCUAGAAGAUUUAAUUCAUGACGAAGAUUUACCAAUGUCUGUGAUUGUUACAAAUAUAGAUCCUCGUAUUUUUAAAUCAGACGAUCUCAAAGUAGAAAUUGAAAGACUAUUCAAGCAAUUUGGCGAAGAUGCUACUUUUCAAUACUUUAGAUCUUUUAGAAGAAUGAGGGUUAACUAUAACUCUUCAAGUGCAGCUGCUCAAGCAAGAAUAAAGUUACAUCAAACUCAUUUUGGAAAUACUGAUAUUAAUUGCUACUUUGCACAACCUGUAACGCCUAUUGAUAUUGAAGAUAGACACUUACAUCCUCCUGCACCUCACAAGCAGUUCCUAAUUUCUCCACCAGCAUCUCCACCUAUAGGUUGGGAACCUCGUGAAGAAAAUGAACCUCUAGUUAAUCAUGAUUUACUUGCUGCUAUUGCUAAUUUAACUCCAGGAGAAAGUCAUGAGCUUCAUCCAGGAAGCUCAAAUCAUCCAGGUAUUGUUGUUCACAUAUGUGAAAAUGCAGCAAAUGCCAUUAAAUGUGCUGGUCCCUUACCACAUACUCGAUGUCCUGAUGAACUUUAAAUCAAUCAACACGCACACUAAGCAAAGAAUGUAAGACGUUUCAAUGAAGGAAAUCUUUAUUAAUAUAUUCUAAUCUUUAGUAUUUUACUGAUUAAAAAUGAGAUUUUACUAU